AUGGAAGAUUUAGAACACUUACCACCUCAUUUGCGACAAGAAUUUGAAAUUAUGCGUGAUCUUGAUCAAAAAGUCCAGGAUAUCAUUCGUCAAACACAACAACGCACAACCUAUCUAUUUGAACAUGCAUAUGAAAUGUCCAAAGAGGAACGCAAAGCACAAAUUGAACAAAUACAAAGUUUAUUUAAAAAAGGCAAAGAAAUUAGUAACGAUAAGGUGUCCAGAGCUGAAAGUGCUUAUGAACUAGUUGACAAACAAAUACGUCGACUGGAUGCAGAUAUGUUUGAAUUCAAAAAGGCAUUAGCUGAAAAAGAGUCUAAGAAAGUGAAAAAAUCUCGAACAAAACAAGAACAAGAGCCGGUUAUUUCUCCUAAAAUCCCAGCUACUGCUGCAUUGGCAUUGGCAUUGACGAAUAAUCCUAGAGAAGUAUUAGAUAUGCCAGUUGAUCCAAAUGAACCUACCUAUUGUAUAUGUCAACAAGUAUCCUAUGGCGAAAUGGUUGCGUGUGAUAAUCGUGAUUGUGCAAUUGAAUGGUUCCAUUUCGAGUGUGUUGGUUUAGUGAAUAAACCACGUGGACAAUGGUAUUGUCCUCAGUGUAUAGCUCAAGGAUUUCCUUUGAAAAAAGAUGACUAG
Molecule: messenger RNA, 633 nt
Organism: Schistosoma curassoni
Lineage: Eukaryota; Metazoa; Platyhelminthes; Trematoda; Strigeidida; Schistosomatidae
Source: the annotation of a GenBank genome assembly